Messenger RNA from Thecamonas trahens ATCC 50062, 1236 nucleotides. RefSeq names its product delta-5 desaturase. The record is from RefSeq and is a predicted model, not a curated record. Gene Ontology annotation, biological process: lipid metabolic process. The transcript has 3 exons. The coding region runs from base 1 to 1236 and encodes 411 amino acids. Gene Ontology annotation, molecular function: oxidoreductase activity, acting on paired donors, with oxidation of a pair of donors resulting in the reduction of molecular oxygen to two molecules of water; heme binding. Gene Ontology annotation, cellular component: membrane. NCBI's taxonomy places the organism in Eukaryota, Apusomonadida, Apusomonadidae.
AUGGUGCAUGGUGCGGACGAGCGUCCGUCCGAGCUGAUCAUCCAUGGGCGUGUCUAUGACGUUUCUGGCUUCAUCAAGCGGCACCCAGGCGGCUCGGUGAUCAGGUACAUGCUCGACCGUGAUGCGUCGCACGCGUAUGACGAGUUCCACCAGCGGUCGGAGAGCGCGGACAAGUUCCUUGCCUCGCUGCCGUCGCGGCCUGUGGAGGCGACGGAUGUGCGUGUGGAUCGGUCUGCGGUGAUGGCGGACUAUGAGAAGCUCCGGCGUGAUCUUGUGGCUGAGGGCUUUUUCGAGCCGUCGCUGGUCCAUGUGGUGUGGCGGUUUGCCCAGCUGGCGCUGCUCUCGGUCCUCGGCGUGUGGCUCCUCCUCAACGGGUGGGUGGUGAGUGGGGUGCUUGUGAUGGGCCUGAUGCAGGGGCAGUCGGGAUGGCUGCAGCACGAGUGCGGGCACUACUCGCUGACGGGCAAGGUCGGGCUCGACCAGCUCCUGCACGAACUGCUGUUUGGCGUUUUCUCCUCGAUGUCUGCCUCGUGGUGGCGGAAGCAGCACAACAAGCACCACGCGCGGCCGCAGCAGCUGGACGCGGACGUGCUUCCUGAGCAGCAGGCCUCGCUGUGGAUCAAGUUCCAGGCCUUCCACUACUUCCCGAUGCUGGAGAUGCUUGCCCUGUUCUGGUCGUUCUACCUCCAGCCGCGGCAUGUGGUGCGGACGAAGCGGUACCGCGAGGGUGUGUUUAUGGCGAUGAACCACGGGUACCGGCUGGCGCUUGGUGUUGCGGCGACGGGCUCGGUGUGGGGCACGCUUGCGGUGUACUUUGGCAUCCAGACGGUGCAGGCCAUGUAUCUUUUUGGCCAUUUUACCGUCUCGCACACGCACCUCCCCGUCCUUGCGGCCGACGAGGACUUGUGCUGGGUGGAGCACACGCUGCGGACGACGAUGAACAUCGAGUCGUCGUGGUGGUGCGACUGGAUCAUGGGCUACCUCAACCUCCAGAUCGAGCACCACCUGUUCCCGUCGAUGCCGCAGUUCCGCUUCUCGCAGGUCUCGCCGCGGAUCCGGGCGCUGGCCGAGAAGCACGGCAUCCCGUACCUCGAGGACUCGUACGUCAACGCUUUUUACCGUACCAUUGCCAACCUGCACCACGUGGGCCAGUCGGCCGGCGAGGCGCAGAACAAGACCGUCUCGUACGACGCCGUGCCCAAUGUCACGGCUCUCAAGCGCAACUUGCACUCUUAG